AUGGCGACUCAUCUGCUAAGAUUUUCCCUCUUCUCCGAACCUAACCUCUCUCUCAAUUCCACACUCAAUCUCAAUCUCAAUCAUCACCGCCACUUCAUUUCUCUUCUACCCUCAAAACGACGUCGCUACCGCCACCUCAACCGCCGCCAAAUUCCCCGCCCAUAUUUCCCCGUCUCGAACUCUUUCAGCACUGAAAUUCGCACUCCCGAAUCACCUCUUCUUCAACGCCAGACACAAAUCAAAGACUCGCCGGUUCUUCUCGAUGUCACCGGAAUGAUGUGCGGCGGCUGCGUCUCCCGAGUCAAAACCAUCCUCUCCGCUGACGACCGAGUAGACUCCGUCGUGGUCAACAUGUUGACUGAGACCGCAGCUGUUAAGCUUAAACGCCUCGAAGAGGAACACGCGAGCGUUGCUGAGAGCCUUGCUCUGCGAUUGAGCGAAUGCGGGUUUCCGACUAAGAAAAGGGAGUCGGGUUUGGGAGUGGCGGAAAAUGUUAGGAAGUGGAAGGAGUUGGUGAAGAAGAAGGAGGAACUUCUCGUCAAGAGCCGUAACCGCGUCGCUUUCGCUUGGACUUUGGUUGCACUGUGCUGUGGAUCACAUGCUUCGCAUAUUUUUCAUUCUUUUGGGAUUCAUAUUGCUCAUGGACCGGUUAUGGAAUUUCUUCAUAAUUCAUACGUGAAAGGUGGCUUAGCUUUGGGAGCUUUAUUGGGACCUGGAAGAGAGUUACUCUUUGAUGGUCUAAAUGCUUUCAAGAAAGGGUCGCCAAAUAUGAACUCUCUCGUGGGAUUUGGUUCAAUAGCUGCUUUCAUCAUCAGUUCGAUCUCACUACUGAACCCCGAGCUGGCAUGGGAUGCAUCAUUCUUUGAUGAACCGGUCAUGCUUCUUGGUUUCGUGCUUCUAGGACGUUCUCUGGAAGAAAAAGCAAGGAUUCAGGCGUCUAGUGAUAUGAAUGAAUUACUUUCACUAAUAUCUACUCAGUCAAGACUUGUCAUUACAUCAUCAGAAGGUUCCCUAUCGACUGACAAUGUGCUUAGCUCUGAUGCAAUUUGUGUGGAAGUUCCAACUGAUGAUAUUCGAGUAGGAGACUCAGUGUUGGUGUUGCCUGGAGAAACUAUUCCUAUAGAUGGAAGGGUCGUUGCAGGAAGAAGCGUUGUGGACGAAUCCAUGCUUACAGGAGAGUCGCUUCCUGUAUUUAAGGAGGAAGGCCUCACAGUUUCAGCAGGAACUAUAAACUGGGAUGGUCCUUUAAGAAUUGAAUCUUCUUCGACUGGCUCCAACACAAUGAUAUCCAAGAUUGUACGCAUGGUUGAGGAUGCUCAAUCACGCGAAGCACCUGUUCAAAGGCUUGCAGAUUCAAUAGCAGGGCCAUUUGUAUUUAGCAUAAUGACUCUGUCAGCAGCAACAUUUGCAUUUUGGUAUUUUUUUGGAACACACAUAUUUCCUGAUGUUUUGCUCAAUGAUAUUGCGGGCCCGGAAGGAGAUCCUCUGCUUUUGAGUUUAAAACUCUCUGUAGAUGUUUUGGUUGUUUCUUGUCCUUGUGCAUUGGGUCUUGCCACACCAACGGCAAUCCUAGUUGGCACCUCACUUGGGGCAAGAAAAGGACUUCUUAUCAGAGGAGGGGAUGUGCUAGAACGCUUGGCCGGUGUAAAUUAUAUUGCUUUAGAUAAGACAGGAACCCUUACCAGAGGAAAACCAGUUGUUUCCGCCACAGGCUCUAUUGAGUAUGGAGAGUCGGAAAUUCUUCAGAUUGCUGCAGCAGUGGAGAAAACUGCAUCUCAUCCAAUAGCAAAGGCUAUUGUUAAUAAAGCUGAGUCAUUAGAGCUGGUCCUUCCGCUCACAAAAGGACAGAUAGUUGAACCAGGUUUUGGAACCUUGGCAGAAAUAGAUGGGCGUUUGGUUGCGGUUGGGUCUCUAGAAUGGGUCCAUGAACGUUUCAAGACUAGAAUGAACCCAUCUAAUUUGAUGAAUCUCGAACAUGCUUUGAUGAAUCAUUCAUCGAGUACAUCAUCUUCGAAGUAUUCUAAAACUGUUGUUUAUGUUGGACGUGAAGGAGAAGGCAUCAUUGGUGCUAUUGCCAUAUCUGACAUUGUGCGUGAAGAUGCUGAAUCUACUAUAAUGCGGCUCAAGAAGAAGGGGAUUAAAACGGUCCUCUUAUCAGGAGACAGGGAAGAGGCAGUUGCAACGAUAGCAGAGACAGUUGGAAUUGAAAAUGAUUUUGUCAAAGCAUCCUUGUCUCCGCAGCAGAAAUCUGCAUUUGUUUCAUCUCUAAAAGCUGCUGGACAUCGUGUUGCAAUGGUAGGUGAUGGGAUCAAUGAUGCGCCCUCUUUGGCUGCAGCUGAUGUUGGGAUAGCUCUGCAGAAUGAAGCUCAAGAGAAUGCUGCCUCAGAUGCAGCCUCCAUCAUACUUCUGGGCAACAAAAUUUCACAGGUUAUUGAUGCAUUAGACCUAGCACAAGCAACAAUGGCAAAAGUUUACCAAAAUUUGUCUUGGGCAGUGGCUUACAAUGUUGUUGCCAUUCCCAUUGCUGCUGGUGUGUUACUUCCCCAAUUUGACUUUGCUAUGACGCCAUCACUUUCAGGAGGACUAAUGGCUAUGAGCUCCAUCUUGGUGGUUAGCAACUCACUGCUUUUAAAGCUUCAUGAGUCUGAGACUUAUGGAAAGGGAUCACUGUAG
Molecule: messenger RNA, 2673 nt
Organism: Lathyrus sativus (Indian pea)
Lineage: Eukaryota; Viridiplantae; Streptophyta; Magnoliopsida; Fabales; Fabaceae
Source: the annotation of a GenBank genome assembly